GGCAACAGUGUGUCUCGUCAGUGGAGCCUCCUCAGCAGUGUUCCUCCGCCCUAAAUCCCAAAUCCCCUCCGAUGAAUGCGAAGCGACCAAGGUCCGGCGAUCUCCCUCUCCUUCCUACCACCUCUUCGCCGGAGGAAGCGAGCUCCGCCGCCCAGAGAUUCUCGUCUCCUCCCGCUUGCAGGAUGGAUUGGUCCAAUCUCGGCGAAGGGCCGGCGGGGAUGGUCGCCCAGCGGCUUCUCUCCGGCGACGUGGCGGACUACGUCCGCUUCCGCGCCGUGUGCCGCCCGUGGCGGCAUUGCACCGCGGACCCGUGUGCGCACGGCAUCCUGGACCGCCGCUUCCACCCGCGCAGAUGGAUUAUGCUCCGGGAGAAGGUCGCCGACCCUGAACGCCGCCGCCUCCUCAACGUCUCCACCGGCCAGUGCGUCCGGGCGCACCUCCCGGAGCUCCGCGGCCACGGCGUGUGCGCGCCCACCGUCGAGGGCCUCCUCGUCCUGCUCAACAGGACGACGUACGCCGUCCGCCUGCUGAACCCGCUCACCCGCCAGGUGGCCGAUCUCCCGCCGGCGACCACGCUCUACCCCCUGUACAGGGGCGCGCACGGCGCUGAUCCCAGGUUGGAUUUCAAGGUGUCAGGCGCCGGCCUUGCCGACGACGCCACGGUCGCCGUCCUUUUCGACGAGGUCCGGAUGCUGGCCGUCGCCAAGCCUGGCGAUGAGCAAUGGACCCUGGUCCAACGAGGCGCCUCGCUCUCGCCAGCCAUAUCAUUUGCAGGCCGUUUCUACUGCACCACUCACACUGAAAUCAAGAUGGUGGAUACUAGCGACGACAGCCAGCCGCCGCGGCUGGUGGUGGCUGCCAAGAUCAUUCACUGGUUCACCAGAGGUGAGGGCACCGUGCAUCUGCUGGACAAUGGCGGGGAGCUCAUGUUGCUCAGCCGUACCUUGAUGCAGAGAGUCGGCGAAGCAAGAUACUUCAUGGAGUACAAGGUAUCCCGGGUGGAUUUCGAUGCCAGGAAGACGCAGCCCAUGCCUAACCUUGGUGGGCGUGCGGUAUUUAUCGGGUAUACUCACGCAAUUUCCGUGUCCCCUUUGGCAUUCCCCGCCAUUAGGAAUGACUCUGUAUAUCUUGGAAAGGACCAUAAAGUGGGCUAUAAUCUUGAAGAUACCGGACCGUACAAGCUUGUGGAUGGAACAGGAACCACCCCAAGCUUCGAUGAAGGCAGCGGUGUCACUCAGGGUUGUGCUUACGACAACAAUGGCAGGCGCAUCGUCUGCAGAUAUGAACCUCGUAGUAUCGUUGACUAUCUAUCCCUGUAUGUUACCGAGGACACCUCAAUCUCAUAUGCUGAGGAGGACACCUCGGACUCAGAUGCCGAAGCAAACUAAAUACUACUAUGCUUAGAACGUGGAACAGCUCAAUCAAAUGCUCUAUUGUCUGCUGUAUCCAGAUCUAUUUACCCAGUUUAGCAGUUGAACCAGUAAUGAUGUGCUAUGCUGAGAACGUGUAACAACAGCUCAAUCAAAUGCUUUGUUGUCUGCCUUGUAUCUGUAUCCACAUCUAUUUACCCAGUUAGUAGUUGAACCAGUAAUGAUGUGUAAGUCUCUAAUUAUUAUAUAUGUAGUGGCUCUUUUCCA
Lolium perenne is the source of this 1637-nucleotide messenger RNA. RefSeq lists its product as uncharacterized. Gene Ontology annotation, molecular function: protein binding. The record is from RefSeq and is a predicted model, not a curated record. Lineage: Eukaryota; Viridiplantae; Streptophyta; Magnoliopsida; Poales; Poaceae.